CAGUGCGCGUCGACCAUCGCGCACCGCCCCCGAUGUUCAUACCGGGGCAUGUUGUCCUUCGGGGCAUAGAGGGUUUGGCGCGUCAUCCGCGCGCCGGGAGCCUCUGCAGUAGCCGAGCGCCGUGCCCGGGUUCUUGUUGUGCUUGCUAUCUGGGACUUGCUCAUGCCUCGUGGACGUGACGAGAGUGCGCAUGCCUCGCGAACGCGACAAGAGUGCGCAUACGCGACACAGCGCGGUAGCCAUGGCAACGCGCGCAUGUUACUGACCAUCCGGGGACAGAGUGCACGCGUGCGUGUUUAUGUCUGCCCGCGGGUUCGAGAUGACGGCGGAGGCUUCUACGGGUACGCGGGGGCGACAUGCGCAACAGCGAGACGCGUGGUGACACGGGCCGAGCAUCCCGGAUCGACGAAGCAGGUAUCAGCCCGCGUCGGCGGGGCAAAAGCCAGCCCGAAUCGAGAUCAGUCCGAAUUGACGAAGCAAAGACUCCGAAUUGACGAAGCAAAGACCGACGCGGGGACGAGACAAAAGACCGUCGCGGGGACGAGACAAAAGACGGUGCGGAUACGAGACAAAAGACGUGGCGGAGACGAGAGGUCUGCUAUGCCGCUGCGGAACAUAGCCUCGACGGGCGGGCCCGCGCUUCGGUUUCUCCUGGAGGUCUGAGCAUGUAGGACGACGAGCAGGCCUGCGCCGAUUCGGACGACGAAUGGACCUGCGCCGUGUCGAACGACGAAUGGACCUGCACCAUGUCCGACAACUGGAGGUCCAAGCUUGCCGAAUUGACCGAG
Molecule: messenger RNA, 788 nt
Organism: Schizophyllum commune H4-8
Lineage: Eukaryota; Fungi; Basidiomycota; Agaricomycetes; Agaricales; Schizophyllaceae
Exons: 1
Coding region: 163-663 (166 amino acids)
Source: RefSeq, a predicted model, not a curated record